UGACGAUCCAAACUCAACAAAAUAGAAAAUGUCUGGCCGCGGUAAGGGAGGUAAAGGACUCGGUAAAGGAGGCGCUAAGCGUCACCGUAAAGUGCUCCGUGAUAACAUCCAGGGCAUCACCAAGCCCGCUAUCCGCCGUCUGGCUCGCCGCGGUGGAGUCAAGCGUAUCUCCGGUCUGAUCUACGAGGAGACCCGCGGUGUGUUGAAGGUCUUCCUGGAGAACGUCAUCCGUGAUGCCGUCACCUACACCGAGCACGCCAAGAGGAAGACUGUGACCGCCAUGGAUGUGGUGUACGCUCUCAAGAGGCAGGGCCGCACCCUGUACGGCUUCGGAGGUUCGCCCAAGAAGGGCUCCAAGAAAGCCGUUUCUAAGGCCGUCACCAAGAGCGGCAAGAAGAGGAGGACCAAGAGGAAGGAGAGCUACGCCAUCUACGUGUACAAGGUGCUGAAGCAGGUCCACCCCGACACCGGCAUCUCCUCCAAGGCCAUGGGCAUCAUGAACUCGUUUGUCAGCGACAUCUUUGAGCGCAUCGCCGGCGAGGCCUCCCGUCUGGCUCACUACAACAAACGCUCCACCAUCACUUCCAGGGAGAUCCAGACCGCCGUCCGCCUACUGCUGCCCGGGGAGCUGGCCAAGCACGCCGUGUCUGAGGGCACCAAGGCCGUCACCAAGUACACCAGCUCCAAAGCCUUUGUGUUGUCUCCAGCAGUCAGAGAGGGUCCAUGUUUACUUCUUGGCGGCCUUCUCGGUCUUCUUGGGCAGCAGGACCGCCUGGAUGUUGGGCAGCACGCCGCCCUGAGCGAUGGUCACUCCGCCCAGCAGCUUGUUGAGCUCCUCGUCGUUGCGGACAGCCAGCUGCAGGUGACGGGGGAUGAUACGGGUCUUCUUGUUGUCGCGGGCAGCGUUUCCAGCCAGCUCCAGGAUCUCAGCGGUCAGGUACUCCAGCACGGCCGCCAGGUAGACCGGAGCUCCGGCACCGACACGCUGAGCGUAGUUUCCCUUUCUCAGCAGCCUGUGGACACGACCGACCGGGAACUGGAGCCCGGCACGAGAGGAGCGGGUCUUGGCCUUUGCUCUGGCUUUGCCACCGGUUUUGCCUCUUCCACUCAUGCGAGUCUCUCCGUUGAAUCACACAUUUUCUCCUGUUCAGAGAAAGAAAAAGAAGUCAUGGCUAGAACCAAGCAGACCGCUCGUAAAUCCACCGGAGGCAAAGCUCCCAGGAAGCAGCUGGCCACCAAGGCUGCCCGUAAGAGCGCCCCGGCCACCGGCGGCGUGAAGAAGCCUCACCGUUACAGGCCCGGUACCGUGGCUCUGAGAGAGAUCCGUCGCUACCAGAAAUCCACCGAGCUGCUGAUCCGCAAGCUGCCCUUCCAGCGCCUGGUCCGAGAAAUCGCUCAGGACUUCAAGACCGACCUGCGCUUCCAGAGCUCCGCUGUCAUGGCUCUGCAGGAGUCCAGCGAGGCUUACCUGGUCGGACUCUUCGAGGACACCAACCUGUGCGCCAUCCACGCAAUGUCUGGCCGCGGUAAGGGAGGUAAAGGACUCGGUAAAGGAGGCGCUAAGCGUCACCGUAAAGUGCUCCGUGAUAACAUCCAGGGCAUCACCAAGCCCGCUAUCCGCCGUCUGGCUCGCCGCGGUGGAGUCAAGCGUAUCUCCGGUCUGAUCUACGAGGAGACCCGCGGUGUGUUGAAGGUCUUCCUGGAGAACGUCAUCCGUGAUGCCGUCACCUACACCGAGCACGCCAAGAGGAAGACUGUGACCGCCAUGGAUGUGGUGUACGCUCUCAAGAGGCAGGGCCGCACCCUGUACGGCUUCGGAGGUUAAACUACACACUGCUGAUACAAACACAAAGGCUCUUUUAAGAGCCACA
Messenger RNA from Centropristis striata (black sea bass), 1871 nucleotides. RefSeq lists its product as uncharacterized. The transcript is spliced from 5 exons. Gene Ontology annotation, cellular component: nucleosome. Gene Ontology annotation, biological process: nucleosome assembly. Lineage: Eukaryota; Metazoa; Chordata; Actinopteri; Perciformes; Serranidae. The record is from RefSeq and is a predicted model, not a curated record. Bases 29 to 1825 code for a protein of 598 amino acids. Gene Ontology annotation, molecular function: structural constituent of chromatin; protein heterodimerization activity; DNA binding.